Messenger RNA from Plasmodium falciparum 3D7, 1884 nucleotides. RefSeq names its product putative TBC domain protein. The record is from RefSeq and is a predicted model, not a curated record. NCBI's taxonomy places the organism in Eukaryota, Apicomplexa, Aconoidasida, Haemosporida, Plasmodiidae.
AUGGAAUACAAACUUGAAUUUUUAAGCUAUUUACUUAUUUUCAAAAAAAAGAAUGAAAGGAUAUCAAAAUUUGAUGAACAAAUAAAGACAUGUAUUAAUAUAUUUGAAAAAUCAAUAAUAAAUGAAAGCGAUCUAAAAUAUCUUUUUGAAAGGAAUAUCUUGGAUAUGAACCCAGGUGUGCGUUCCAUGUGUUGGAAAUUAGCUUUAAAGCAUUUAAGCUUAGAUUCAAAUAAAUGGAAUACAGAAUUAAUUGAAAAAAAAAAAUUAUACGAAGAAUAUAUAAAAUCGUUUGUCAUUAAUCCUUAUUAUUCUUGUGUAGAUAAUAAAAAAAAGGAAUUUGUAAAAGAAACAGAAAAGGAACCAAAGGGUAAAAAUAUGAAGGAUGAAUAUAUUGAAUACAAUCUUGAUAGAAACAAAACAUAUUAUCAUAAAGAUGAUUCAUUAUUAAAAUUACAAAAUGACAAUAAUACUAAACAGAUGGAUUAUUUAGAGGAUGAAAAGUAUUCAAGUAUGGACGAUGAAUGUUCAGAAGAUAACUGGUUACAUUCUGAAUUGUUCAGUCAAAUAAAUAAAGACACCUUUAGAACUAGACCAGAACUUUCCUUUUUUAAUUUAAACCCACAACAAACUAUUAACAGUAAUAUAAAAAUAUUAAACAGUUUAAUUAGUACCGAAACAUUUGAUGAAGAAGAACAAAGAGAAAAAAAAAGAAAUAAUUUGGAAGAUAUAGAAGGAGAACAUAUUCCUUAUUUAGUAAAUAUAAACAAUGUGAAUAAUUUUAAUAAUAAUGAAACGAUUAAGUUUUAUAAUAAAAUCAUAGGCAACAGAAAUGAUCCUCCUGAUAAUAAAGAAAAUAAAAGUAAGUGUGUUGAUGAUGAUAAAAAUAUAUGUGUUCAUAAUAAUUUACCAAAGGAAGAAAUGAAAAACAAUAAAAAGCUAUUUCCCCAAACAUGUAAAAAUAAAAAUGUCUAUAAAAAUGAUAAGCAGAAUAUUUCAGAAGUAUGUGAUAUAAUAAAACCAAAAAGACAUUAUGAUUUGUUGUGCAGGAUUUUAUUUAUAUAUGCUAAAAUUCAUCCUUAUGUUAAAUAUGUUCAGGGAAUGAAUGAGAUAUUAGCCCCAUUAUAUUUUAUCAUAUUUAAUGAUCCUUUAUGCAAUUGUACUUUACAAGGAGAGGCAGAUACUUUUUUUUGUUUUCUUGAAUUAAUGCAAAGACAGAAAGAUGUUUUUUGUGAAGGUCUUGAUAAUACAGAUGAUGGUAUUAAUGGCAAGUUAAAAAAGUUUUCUCUUUUAUUAAAAAUGAAAGAAUAUGAAAUAUGGAAAAAAUUAUAUAUUUUAAAAAUAGAAACUCAAUAUUAUGCCUUAAAAUGGAUAUUAUUAUUAUUAACACAGGAAUUUGAUAUGGCCGAUACAAUAAUAUUGUAUGAUCAUUUUAUUAUUAAUAAUAAUGAAAAUUUUAUUUUAUAUAUAUGUUUAGUUAUAUGUAGUAAAUUAAAAAAUUCUUUAUUAUGUGGUAAUUUUACGGUGAACCUAAAAUUAUUACAAAAUAUUCCUCCUUUUGAUCCAUACGAUAUAAUAAAUGAAGCAAAAUAUUUAAUGAAUUCAGAUAUCAAAAAUAAUAUUAAUAUAACUGAUAUAUAUAAUGAAUAUAUUAGUCAAAAGAAAAGGAAUAAUCCUUUACAAAAUAUUCAAUAUGAUGAAUCUUCUCUUGAAAUAUUAAAUGAAUUCGAAAAACCAAUAGACCAAAAUGAAAGCACUUUAAAUAAAACUGCAAAUCUUAUUAGUAAUAUAAAAAAUAAAUUUAUUGUUCAAAAUAUUAAAAAUUACAUUACUAAAAAGAAAAUUGAUAUGAUCAAAAAAUUUGAUCAAAAUAUCGAUGAAGAAUGA